UCCAUUGUCACGACUUUUCAUGUCCUGUGGAGUUGACGGAGAGCCAGAGCCGGCCCCGGGAGAGGCGACGGAGAUACAAGCUGACCUCUCCGCCUUCUGUCAGCUUCCCGACGGGGUUGGCUGCUGCACAAGAUACAGUCCCUUGCCCCUGGACCUGCUUCUCAGGCUUCUAACAGUGGAGACGAAAGGUACAACAGACAGUCUCCGAGAGGCGAUGGCAACAGCACCGGUACUUCAUCUACCGGAUCGAGCCCUAUCUCUCACCCCCACCUCCACUCUCUGUCGAGGGACCUCUCGUUCGACUCGUUACUGUUCAGCCGCACGCAUCGAGAGGGUUCUAUAGACAGCAUGUCCUCGGAGCUGAGCCUGGAUCUACCAUCGUUUGCCGAGCAAGCAACGGAC
Messenger RNA from Homalodisca vitripennis (glassy-winged sharpshooter), 402 nucleotides. RefSeq lists its product as uncharacterized. The record is from RefSeq and is a predicted model, not a curated record. NCBI's taxonomy places the organism in Eukaryota, Metazoa, Arthropoda, Insecta, Hemiptera, Cicadellidae. Bases 20 to 343 code for a protein of 107 amino acids. The transcript is spliced from 3 exons.